UACUUUUACAUCAUAAAAUCCGAAAAAUUGGGAAAUACUGAUCCAGUGGGGGUGAUGUGAGAAAAGGCCAUUAAAAAAAGAUUUAUGACUCGUAUGUUUGUUGCUAUUAUGAUGAUGAUGAUGCUGUUGGUGGGUUGCAGAUGGCUGCACUAGCAUUCAAGAACCAGAAACUGGGAAGAAGGUAAAGCGACACGCUCAUAUAUACGUAGAUAUAUAGAUAUAGAUACAGAAGCCGAGAGAGAGAGAGGAGAGGGAGAGAGGUAAGCUGAACACCAGUUGAGGUCUCUCUUUUUUACCACUUUCUGUGCAGCAGAAUGCUGGACUCUUGUAAGAAAGAUGCUGAUUUAAGCUCUACCCAGUUAAUGACUCCACGAAUUGCUGAUUGUGCAUCUUGGUGGACUUCUACUGCAUCACAAAUUCAACAAUCAUCUUUAACUGAAAAUUUGAGCUUGAAGAUGGUUAGUCCAAAUCAGUAUGGACACAAUGCAAAUCAAAUUAGAUUCCAAUUUCAAGAUCAGGACUCAUCAUCAACUCAAUCAACUGGUCAAUCUUACCAUGAAGUUGCUAGUGUAGGGGAAAGCAAUCCUUGUGGAAAAGCUUUAACUCCAAUGUCAUCUGGAUAUAAUGAAACUCUUGGGAGGUUUGAAGCUGGUCAAAUCAAGUCAACUUUAUUGAUGGGUUCUCAGGACUGUGUUAUGCCCCCCUCACAAGUUGAUUAUAGACCGUCAUUUGCUUGCAUUCCGUUCUCCUACACAGAUCCAUACUAUAGUGGGUUACUGGCUGGUUAUGGGGAACAGGCCAUGAUUCCUCAUCCCCAAAUGAUGGGGAUGGCACCUGCUCGAGUGCCACUCCCGCUUGAUCUUCCCCAAGAUGAGCCCAUGUAUGUCAAUGCAAAACAAUACCAUGCAAUUCUCAGGCGGAGAGAGUAUCGGGCCAAGCUUGAAGCACAGAACAAACUUUCAAAAGUUCGGAAGCCUUAUCUCCAUGAGUCCCGUCACCUGCAUGCGAUAAAGAGGGCUAGAGGGUCUGGUGGACGAUUUCUCAAUGCAAAAAAGCUCGAAGAAUGCAAACCGUCCACCCCAACCAAUGGACGAGAUGAAUCAGGCACGUUGCAUCUCCACCUGACCUCCAACUUGUCGGAUUCUGAAGCUCAGCUGGCCGAGAACUCCAAAGAGGGUGCAUCAACCAUCUCUUGUUCUGACAUCACAAGUCUCUCCAUCAGUGAAAACAUCGCCCGUCAGCAAGAGUUGAGGUUCUCUGUGUACCCUGGUGCUGUUCGGGGGGGCGCCACACAGUGUGGGAACCAGCGCCGCUAUCUCUCAGUCCACCACUGAUCCUCCCGCCGGCCCAGAAAAUUUGAUCAGCAUUUCAUUUGGAUUGAUCCAAGAAUGUGAAUGGGAAUGCUGGUGAAAUAGGGAAGUCAUCCUUGGCUCUGUUACUUGGCUUUGUUAGAUUCUCCAUUUCUUAUUGACUUUGGGCUUUCGUGUGGAGGUUUAAGGUUUACUUGGUGAUAACUUGACAUUCAUGAAACUAAUCUUUGUAUGAUUUAAGCAGAGGCUGUGAAAUGACAAAAACUUCAUUUGCUUUGGUGUGUCAA
Molecule: messenger RNA, 1597 nt
Organism: Diospyros lotus (date-plum)
Lineage: Eukaryota; Viridiplantae; Streptophyta; Magnoliopsida; Ericales; Ebenaceae
Product: nuclear transcription factor Y subunit A-3-like
Exons: 6
Coding region: 315-1334 (339 amino acids)
Biological process (GO): regulation of transcription by RNA polymerase II
Cellular component (GO): CCAAT-binding factor complex
Molecular function (GO): RNA polymerase II cis-regulatory region sequence-specific DNA binding; DNA-binding transcription factor activity, RNA polymerase II-specific
Source: RefSeq, a predicted model, not a curated record